GUUCUAUUCCCUUUGACUCUCUCUCUACAAUUUCUCUCUCUUAUCUAUUACUCCAUGUAACUCCACGCGCCACCUUCAUUGCUUUAUCUACCAUUUUCCAUUAUAGUAGUAUUAUAUACACUGAGAUUAUAUUUUUUUAAUUUCCCCCUCUCUCUCCUCUCUUUCUUGAUCUUUUCCACUUCUGUUGGGUUAGAUAACUGAACUCCUCCCUGCAAUAUUUUGCGAUUCUCUCUCUCUAAUUGUUCUAAAUCGGAAUCCCGAAAGAAAUAGAAAAAAGUGUUUCCAGUCAUCGCUAAAAGGGAGAGGAAAAUUGUUUGGGUGAAAACAGAAAUAGUACAAAUUUUUCUAAAGAGAUCAUUGUGUGGAGCUGCCAAAUAUUGAGUCUCCGGCGUUGAAUUAUGGCGGGUAGUAAUGAAGUAAAUGUCAGUGAAUCGAAGAGGGUGGUUCCCCUGCAUACAUGGAUCCUCAUAUCCAACUUCAAACUUGCAUAUAACAUGCUCAGGCGGCCCGAUGGCACGUUCAACCGUGAUUUGAACGAGUUUCUUGACCGGAAAGUGACUGCAAAUGCUGUCCCUGUUGAUGGGGUGUACUCAUUCGACACUUUGGAUCGUCCUACUGGCCUGCUCAACCGUGUUUAUCUCCCUGCCCGUGACAACGAGCCUCAGUUGGGGAUUGCAGAAGUGGAGAAGCCCUUGAGUGCCUCUGAAGUUGUACCUGUAAUCGUAUUUUUUCAUGGUGGGAGCUUUGUCCAUUCAUCGGCCAACAGUGCUAUCUAUGACAUUUUCUGCCGCCGCCUUGUGCAAACCUGCAAGGCUGCAGUGGUAUCUGUGAACUACCGGAGAUCACCUGAGCACCGGUAUCCUUGUGCUUAUGAUGAUGGAUGGACGGCUCUUAAAUGGGUUAACUCGAGAGCGUGGCUUCGUAGUGGGAAGGAGAAUGAUCUCAAAGUUCAUAUAUAUCUAGCUGGAGAUAGUUCUGGUGGCAAUAUCGCUCAUCAUGUUGCAGUGAGGGCUGCAAACGAGAACGUGGAGGUAUUGGGAAACAUUCUUCUCCAUCCCUUGUUUGGAGGGGAGGAGAGGACCGAAUCUGAGAAACGGUUGGAUGGGAAAUACUUUGUGAGGAUUCAAGACAGAGAUUGGUAUUGGAGAGCCUAUCUACCAGAAGGCGAAGAUAGGGACCAUCCCGCCUGCAAUGUGUUCGGCCCUAGAAGUCAAACCCUUGAAGGUAUAAACUUUCCAAAGAGUCUGGUUGUUGUGGCUGGAUUGGAUCUUGUUCAAGAUUGGCAAAUAGGUUAUGUUGAAGGGCUCAAAAAAUAUGGUCAUGAGGUGAAGCUCCUCUACCUUGAAAAGGCCACAAUCGGGUUCUACUUCUUGCCAAACAACGAGCAUUUCGAGUCCUUAAUGGAUGAGAUGAAGAGCUUCAUCAAUCCUAACUGUUUAUACAUAACUCCCCAUCACAGGCAGCCAUACAUGACAGAAGCUUGACUCUUUUUCGUUUCUUACUCAGGGUCUCGGGUUUCGUGGUCUAUCCCGGCCUCGUUUAGCAAUUAUGGUGUGUAGUAAUAUGAUUGUGUAGAAACUACUCUUUUUCCAGUUGCUGAUAACUUGUGAUUUUGUGGUGAUGAUAUGGUGAUGAUCUGCACCUUGUUGGUGCCGGUUUAUCUC
This is a messenger RNA of Salvia hispanica, 1664 nucleotides long. RefSeq names its product gibberellin receptor GID1B-like. Gene Ontology annotation, cellular component: nucleus; cytoplasm. Gene Ontology annotation, molecular function: gibberellin binding; hydrolase activity. Lineage: Eukaryota; Viridiplantae; Streptophyta; Magnoliopsida; Lamiales; Lamiaceae. Gene Ontology annotation, biological process: positive regulation of gibberellic acid mediated signaling pathway; raffinose family oligosaccharide biosynthetic process; floral organ morphogenesis. The record is from RefSeq and is a predicted model, not a curated record.